AUGCCCAUCGGCUGCCAAGAGAACUCUUCAUGCAAAAGGCGAGGGAGGAGGCAGGUUGAUAUGGCCCCUAUGAGUGCCGAGGCUCCGCCCCUCCCGGUAAGCAAGCUGAUCCCGGAGGUCCUCUCGUUCUCGCAGGACAGAGCCGGGAUGUCUCUGGCCGCGCUCAAGAAGGCCCUGGCCGCCACUGGCUACGACGUGGAGAGAAACAACAACCGCAUCAAACUGGCCCUGAAGACCCUGGUGAGCAAGGGCACCCUCGUGCAGACCAAGGGCACCGGCGCCUGUGGCUCCUUCAGGCUCAACAAGAAGGUCUCUCCCGACAAGACGAUGAGCAAGGCCAAAAAACCCACGUCUGCCAAGCCAAAGAAACUGGGCGUGUCCCAGGACAGGAAGUCGCCCAGGAGCACCCAGGCCAACAAGGGUGUCAAGAAGCCGAAAACCACAGCGAAGAAGGCUGCCUCCGAGACAGGGAGGAAGGCCAAGGGCAUCCAACAGCGCAAGAGCCCCGCCAAGGUCAGGGCGGCAAAUCCCCAAACUGGGAGGCCCAAGUUGACCCUAGAGAAGACCAACCCGAAGAAGACCACGUCCAAGAAGUGA
Jaculus jaculus (lesser Egyptian jerboa) is the source of this 597-nucleotide messenger RNA. Its product is annotated as histone H1t-like. Lineage: Eukaryota; Metazoa; Chordata; Mammalia; Rodentia; Dipodidae. Gene Ontology annotation, molecular function: structural constituent of chromatin; DNA binding. The transcript has a single exon. Bases 1 to 597 code for a protein of 198 amino acids. Gene Ontology annotation, cellular component: nucleosome. Gene Ontology annotation, biological process: nucleosome assembly. The record is from RefSeq and is a predicted model, not a curated record.